Messenger RNA from Aspergillus ibericus CBS 121593, 554 nucleotides. RefSeq lists its product as uncharacterized. The transcript has 3 exons. NCBI's taxonomy places the organism in Eukaryota, Fungi, Ascomycota, Eurotiomycetes, Eurotiales, Aspergillaceae. The coding region runs from base 103 to 396 and encodes 97 amino acids. The record is from RefSeq and is a predicted model, not a curated record.
CUGGCGCGUAGCUCAUUCAAGCUCCUUUUAAGGGGCCUGGUCCCGCGUAGCCCCUUUCCUUGACAUCUGCACCUGUCUUCGUCAUCGGACACAGACCUCGAAAUGUUUGGCAACGGCUUGAUGUCGUGGCUUCGGCCCUCCGAGGCGACCGUGCGUGAAAGCAAAUGGGAUCCGGCGACCCUGACCAUGCAGUCUGCUGGCCCGUCAACGGAGCACGUUGUCACAGAGCAACCGCGCACUGGAGAGUCGAUGCAGCUGCAGAUCCGCGGUGGUGGUGAUGGAGAGGAUAUCUGCUGUGGAGUAUGCGCCGGUCUCUGCUGUUUUGAAUGCUGCGAAUGCUGCUGCGGAGGCGACGAUGGUCCCCCUGGCCCUCCAGGACCCCCGGGGCCUCCUUAAAUAGAACCGUGUCUCGCCAGGGAGGAUAUGCUCGAGCUUGGAUCUGUCAUUGUCCCGUGUUUGGUCAGCUGUCUUUUCCUGGCAACGAUUAUCCUGUACGGUGGUGGGUGACUGUGAUACUCCCUGUUAUGAUAGUAUCAAUUUAUACCUUCUCAGAA